Magallana angulata is the source of this 1078-nucleotide messenger RNA. RefSeq lists its product as uncharacterized. Lineage: Eukaryota; Metazoa; Mollusca; Bivalvia; Ostreida; Ostreidae. The transcript has 4 exons. The record is from RefSeq and is a predicted model, not a curated record. The coding region runs from base 436 to 885 and encodes 149 amino acids.
UAACAUUUUCACUUAAUGUGUAUGUAACUUGUGUGGCAGCUUGGAAUGGUGUUUUCCCUAUCGCACUGAAGGUGGCAUUGUUAUACCGGGCAUCUCCUUCCGCUCUUAUAGGUGUAUUGGCAAGUCCACAUUUCUCGUUAAGCUCUUGAAUGUCCUGCCUUAUUUUCUUCAUGCUGUUUUUGCUCACAUCAGUGAUGAUUUUGCCUACUUUGUUGCAAGUCUGAUGAAUGUUGGUGGCUGAUGCUGGUUCGAUGUUUGCGCAAAGAAGCAUACCACGCAUGCCCUCUGUUGUAAGGCUGGUACCCAAGUGGCCGACAGCCAUGGCAACAUUAAACUGUGCGGCUCUCCGUCCCCUUCCUGAUCGACUGACUUCCUCGUACAGCUUUUCACGGUGACUGGUGUAAUGGCACUUCUUACAUCGAAUGUAAAGGAUCCAUGCCAGGCCUCUCUUUUCCUCCCCAUGCUGGUUCCAGUCCAGUGAACUGUCAAAGUCCCGGAAUUUCUUCCGCGACAGGAGAAGGAAUGAAGUUGGCAGGACUUUCCGCACUGUCCUUGGUAGCAGCUGAUGAUGGAACGGACAGCAGUUUACAUGGCCCGUUUCAUCAAAGAUGCACCGGAAGCAGCAGCACUAUCUCCAUCACUGGUGAAAUGGGAAAUGAUGAGUGGACAGUCAUCACUUUGCAGCUCACUGAUUCAUUUUGCAGCCCAUCUCUUUUUGUCUUUAAUGGUGGUCUCUGGAGGAAUGGUUGCAGUGCAGCCUUCAUGUCCGGGGCAGCUUGGAAUGGUGUUUUCCCUAUCGCACUGAAGGUGGCAUUGUUAUACCGGGCAUCUCCUUCCGCUCUUAUAGGUGUAUUGGCAAGUCCACAUUUCUCGUUAAGCUCUUGAAUGUCCUGCCUUAUUUUCUUCAUGCUGUUUUUGCUCACAUCAGUGAUGAUUUUGCCUACUUUGUUGCAAGUCUGAUGAAUGUUGGUGGCUGAUGCUGGUUCGAUGUUUGCGCAAAGAAGCAUACCACGCAUGCCCUCUGUUGUAAGGCUGGUACCCAAGUGGCCGACAGCCAUGGCAACAUUAAACUGUGCGG